Molecule: messenger RNA, 1308 nt
Organism: Exophiala bonariae
Lineage: Eukaryota; Fungi; Ascomycota; Eurotiomycetes; Chaetothyriales; Herpotrichiellaceae
Gene: INT6
Product: eukaryotic translation initiation factor 3 subunit E
Exons: 2
Coding region: 1-1308 (435 amino acids)
Biological process (GO): translational initiation
Cellular component (GO): nucleus; eukaryotic translation initiation factor 3 complex; cytoplasm
Molecular function (GO): translation initiation factor activity
Source: RefSeq, a predicted model, not a curated record
AUGAGUGCCAUCGAUGAUCCGACAGGCGAAUAUGCCUUCCUCGCGAAACUCGUCCCGCGCAUGGACCGACAUCUCAUCUUUCCCCUCCUCGAACAUCAACUCGGCGAGGAAGACAUCUCACAGCAACGAUACGACGAUCUCAAACUCGCCGAAUUCAAUCUCCUCAAGAACACCAACAUGAUAGAUUAUGUUGGCAACCUGUACAAAGAGAUCAACAAGACCGACUCCACACCUGCAGAGUACGCAAAGAAGCGUGAAGAAGUCCUCAGUAAAUUGUCGACGUUCGAAGAAGAAUCCGCCCACCUCACAAACCUCCUCAGUGAUGAAAAUGUCACCUCCCAACUCCGAAGUGACAAAGUAGCCAAUUUGAAAUUCCUCGAAGAGUCACAUGGUGUCACACAGCAGAUGGUGGAUAAUCUAUACGACUUUGGCCGCUUCCGGUAUGAAUGUGGUCUUUACCCAGAGGCCGCCGAUUUACUUUACCGGUUCCGAGUCCUGUCUACCGACAAUGACAAAGUCGUCAAGGCCACAUGGGGAAAACUCGUUUGUGAGAUCUUGGGCGAAGAAUGGGAGAAUGCCUUGGAAGAGGUGGAGAAAGUCAAGGAACACAUUGAGACACGACUGUUCAACAACCCACGAGCACAGUUGACGGCCAGAGAAUCUUUGGUCCACUAUGCAUUGUUCCCAUUCUUCAACUACGAUCCUGCUCGUGAAAAGCUUACUGAGCUCUUCUUCUCCCCUGCCUAUAUUUCUUCGAUUCAGACCGUGUGCCCUUGGAUCCUACGAUAUCUCUCAGCUGCUGUCAUCACCAACCGAGCCCGCCUCAACAACUCACACAACUACCAGAAACAACUCAAAGAUCUCGUUAGAGUGGUAAAGCAGGAGGUCUAUGAGUACCAGGACCCCGUCACCGAGUUCGUGAAAGCACUCUAUGUCGAUUUUGAUUUUGAAGGCGCACAGAAGAAACUCAGCGAAGCAGAAGGUAUCCUUAGAGGAGACUUCUUUCUAGGAUCAAGUGCAGACGCCUUUAUGGAUUCCGCCCGUCAUCUUAUUUCCGAACUCUACUGCAAGAUCCACCAGAGGAUCGAUAUUGGGGAUCUAUCUACGCGUCUAGGUCUUUCAUCGUCUGAGGGCGAGAAAUGGAUCGUCAACCUCAUCCGUGACACCAAAGUCGACGCCAAGAUCGAUUACCAGGCUGGCACGGUCGUUAUGAAUCAUCCACCUCAAUCAGUAUACCAGCAGGUGAUUGAGAAGACCAAGGGCGGCUUCUUCCGAACGCAAGUUUUGAGCGCCGCUGUUGCUAAAUAG